AUGGUAGAAACUACAGCAUAAAUAUAAGCAAGUGCUCAAUAAGAUGUUGGAGUUGGUUCUAUUUGGAACAAGAACUCAUGGCAUUGGGAAGAGCGCAAUUACUCUGAGCUAGCUAAAAAGUAUCUAGAAUAAAAUCUUAUCAAAAUUGAAGUGGUAAGUACAGAAAACCCUCCUGCAAAGAUAAGACUAUACGAAGUUAAAAGUAUUGAAGGUAGUGCUUCCAUCACUAUAAGAAAAUAGAAGCAAAUCUUUCUUUUCGAUUACAAGUUAGACAUCUACUUUGAUGCUGUGCAUUUGACUGAUCCAGAGACUAAAGCGAUGGGUAGAGUAACUGUUGAUGAAUUCAACUAGGAUGAUGAUGAUAUCGAUAUGGACAUUGUCGCAGAAAAGAAGGAAGAGUUUGUCUAUCAAGUUAAAAAUUCACUCAGCAAACUUGUGAAACCAGAAAUUCUAAGAGUAGUUAAUGAAUUAAAAGCUGAGCUUAAGAAAAUUGAUGCAAGUGAGGAAAAAAUUAGGAAAGAUUAGAUAGAAAGAGAGCAAGCUCUUAAGAAUUAUCAAUAAGCUGAACAGGAUAAAGGUGAUGUGAAAUAACAGUUGUUUGAAGAACAAAAGAAAAAGGAAGCUGAAAUGAAGGAAUAAGCUAGGAUUCUUAUUGAGCAAUAAAAGUCAGAAUAGCCUCAAAAAGUAUAAAAGGUAGAGGGACAGGGUAGUGUAUGGAACACUGGCUCAUACUUCUGGGAGGAAAAAUCAGUCGGUAAAUGGGCUGAUGAAAGAAUCAAGGAAGUCAUUGGAGGAUUUGCGUAUAAUUUUUCAGGUGGUGUUAUUAAAAUUACAUCUGUCGAAAAAAUCAAAGGAGAGGCUAGUGUAAGUAUUAGAAAAGGAAAAAAAAUCGUUUCAUAUGACUAUAAUGCAGUCCUAAAGUGGGAGCUAUCAGCUAAAGAUGGUGAAGGUAAUGAAGUUGCAAAUCUUAAGGGUCAAUAUGAAUUGCCAGAGGUAUCAAAUGAUAUUGCUGAUGAUGGCGAAGAUUGGGAAGUUAGAACAUCAGUUAAGGAAGACAAAGGUUAAAACAAAGCAAGAUUUGAUAAGCAAAUCAGAUAAGAAGCCCCAAAAGAGCUGAGGAAAGCAAUCAUGGAUCAAUUUGUUUCUCUUCUACAACAAAAAUGA
Messenger RNA from Stylonychia lemnae, 1164 nucleotides. The record is from the annotation of a GenBank genome assembly. Lineage: Eukaryota; Ciliophora; Spirotrichea; Sporadotrichida; Oxytrichidae.